This is a messenger RNA of Leishmania braziliensis MHOM/BR/75/M2904, 1446 nucleotides long. RefSeq names its product putative pumillio protein 5 (gene PUF5). Gene Ontology annotation, cellular component: cytoplasm. Gene Ontology annotation, biological process: post-transcriptional regulation of gene expression. Gene Ontology annotation, molecular function: mRNA binding. The record is from RefSeq and is a predicted model, not a curated record. Lineage: Eukaryota; Euglenozoa; Kinetoplastea; Trypanosomatida; Trypanosomatidae. The transcript has a single exon. The coding region runs from base 1 to 1446 and encodes 481 amino acids.
AUGUCUGGUGCUUCGAAGAACUUUUACGCCUCGAUGGUUUUGAAGUCAAACUACCCCGAUGCGCAACCGCUGACGUCGACGGGGGUGCCGCUGAAGAAGGGCCAACAGCCGUAUCGCAGCUCACACUACAGCAGCGCAACGGCAAACCCCAGCGCCUUCCCUGUGCUGACUCAGCCUCUCGCUCUGCCCGUGGGGUUGCAGAGCCCGCAGACACUGCCGGCGAACGUGCUCCGUCCGACAGUGCUCAUUCCGACGGCCAGCCACGAAUCUUCUGACUCUUCGAAGCACUCAGCGAAGAUGUACACCCAUAACCCCUACGCCUCUACCUGCACCACCCCGUCUACGUACCUCUCGCAGAGCACCAGUAUGGAGAGCGGCACCUUCGCUUCGCCCUACGCGACCGUGACGGCGCCUCGCACCAGUGCCAUAACGCUGCCGCACUCCAGCGGCGCCAGCACCUUUCCGGUGUACGCCGCGUCGGAGGGCAGCUGUGGUGAGGCCGGCGCGCUGGCGAACAUGCUGGAAGACCAGUUCCUCAGUAUCCUUGGGAACAUUCCCUCGACGGCGAUGUCGUCCCGCGGCCGCCACAUUCUCCUCAACGUCCUCCGGCUGCAGCACAUUGAUAAGAUUCAGAUGAUUUACGAUGAACUUGUUCCGCAGUUCAACACUGUUGCGAUGGACCAGCACGGUUGUCACGUCGCGCGCACGCUCAUCGAAUACAUCUCAACCCCGCAGAUGGAGGCGCUGGUGCCGUACAUAGACCCGAAAGUCAUUCGGCAGAUGGCCACCACCACACAGCACACCCGCCGCGUUCUGCAGGCGGUCUUCGAGCACCACAAGUCCGAUGCGCUUAUGCCCAUCGUUGAGGUGGUGACGUCGGACUGCCAGCUUCUAUCGGUCACGCAGCAGGGCUGCAUAGCGAUCAUUCGUAUCAUCGAGUACGCGAAGCCGGCCCAGAAGCGGACGCUCAUUAGCGCCCUCGUGCCGCUCCUCUCCACGUUGGCCAAGAAUCAGUUUGGUAACUACGUGGUGCAGUGCAUUCUCAAGAACAUAGAGGGCUACGUCUCGCUGAACGACUUGGUUGGCAGCUUCCAGGGCCACUGGGUGGAGCUGUCGUGUGAUAAGUACAGCUCCAACGUGAUGGAGAAGAUUGUGGGAAUGCUCAAGGGAACUUUGCGCCAGCGCAUUGUGAACGAGCUCAUCUUUGACGUGACACACCUCCAGUGCCUCAUGCAGAACAGCUUCGGCAAUUACGUCCUGCAGGCGAUGAUUGGCAGCGCGGUGAACCAGUACGAGUAUGGGCUGAUUUACGACGCCGUCACGCCACUUUUGCACACAAGUCCGUAUGGGCACCGGAUCGAGGCGAAGCUGAAGGGUCGCUAUGAUGCCCUGUACAGCAAGCCGGUCCCGGCAAUCGCUACCCCAGUCGAUGCUACGUCCAAGUAG